AUGGGUAUUCCCGCCGCUUUCCGAUGGCUUUCAAAUCGAUAUCCCAAGAUCAUCUCCCCAGUGAUAGAGGACCAACCUAUCACUAUGGAUGAUGGGACAACGAUUCCUGUCGAUACAACAAAGCCCAACCCAAACGGCGAGGAGUUCGACAAUCUCUAUCUUGACAUGAACGGCAUCGUCCACCCCUGCUCCCACCCGGAAGAUAGGCCUGCACCAAAAGAUGAGGAGGAAAUGAUGCUUGAGGUUUUCAGAUAUACUGACCGCGUUGUGAACAUGGUUCGACCGCGAAAGAUUUUGAUGAUUGCUGUCGAUGGUGUUGCACCUCGAGCAAAGAUGAACCAGCAACGAUCCCGACGCUUCCGCGCAGCCCAAGAAGCCAAGGAGAAAGAAGCAGACAAACAAGAACUAUUGAAGCUUUUGAAACAGCAGAAUGGCGGCACUCUACCCCACGAAAACGCCGAGACAAUCGCCAAGAAGGCAUUCGACUCCAAUUCAAUCACCCCUGGAACGCCUUUCAUGGACAUCCUUGCUACUAGCUUGCGAUAUUGGUGUCAAUAUAAACUGAAUACAGACCCUGGAUGGGCGAAACUCAAGGUUUUGAUAUCUGAUGCAACGGUCCCAGGAGAAGGCGAGCACAAAAUCAUGUCAUUUGUUCGGUCGCAGAGGGCUUCCCCUGACCAUGACCCGAACACACGCCACGUAAUCUACGGUCUUGAUGCAGAUUUGAUCAUGUUAGGUCUCGCGACCCACGAGCCUCAUUUCAGAGUUUUGCGCGAGGAUGUUUUCUUCCAGCAAAGUAAAACAAGAACCUGCCAAUUGUGCGGGCAGAAAGGCCACGAAGCUCGCAACUGUCGAGGCGAGGCCAAAGAGAAAGAUGGCGAAUUCGACGAGAAGGAUAGCGCAGUUGAGUUGAAGCCUUUCAUCUGGUUACAUGUGGCUGUUCUUCGCGAGUACCUUGCCAUUGAGCUCUCUGUCCCGAGUCUCCCAUUUCGGUUUGAUCUAGAGCGUGCUGUCGACGACUGGAUUUUUAUGUGCUGUUUCGUUGGAAACGACUUCUUGCCACAUCUUCCCGCGUUGGAGAUUCGGGAAGACGGAAUCGACACAUUGACAGCGAUUUGGAGAGAUAAUCUUCCUUCCAUGGGUGGCUACGUGACCAAGGACGGUCAUAUAGACAUGGACAGAGCGCAGUGCAUUCUAGAUGGCCUCGCAAAACAGGAGGAUGCCAUCUUCAAAAGGAGAAGGGAGCAAGAGCAACGCCGAGAAGCCAACGCAAAGCGGAGAAAAUUACAAAACGAAGCGAAUUCAGCAAGGAAUGGAGGCCCUGGGGGCAAAAUGAACCCGAAGAAUCAAGACCAUACUGCGCCACAUCUCCUUCACCCUAUCGGCUCGUUUCCGCAAAAGCCCCCCGGUGCACUCACUCAUGAUAUGAUAGUCAACCGAGCUGUUGUCCAGGAUGCCAAUGCAGCUAAUAAGAGCGCCGCGGAUGUCCUUAAAAAUCGACUGAAAGCGGAGAAGGCUCUCCCUCCCGCUGAGAAAGGAGCUGAUACUCCUGAGAGCCCACCGUCGCUUGGCAAACGGAAAGCUGCCGAGUUUGAGGAGGAUAACGGUAGUACCACCUCCGGGAACCAAACACCUGCCCCAGCAGCAGACGAGGGACCGACUGAUACCGUUCGAAUGUGGGAGGAAGGAUACGCAGACCGAUACUAUGAGCAAAAAUUCCACAAGGACCCUUCUGACAUUGAAUUCCGUCACCAGGUGGGUCGUGCAUAUGCUGAAGGGUUGGCAUGGGUCCUGCUGUACUACUUUCAAGGAUGCCCCUCAUGGGAGUGGUAUUAUCCCUAUCAUUACGCCCCGUUCGCAGCGGACUUCAAGGACCUUGGAAAGAUGGACAUUCGCUUCGAGAAGGGACGAAUUUCCAGGCCGUUUGAGCAACUCAUGAGUGUGCUUCCUGCCGCCUCCCGUCAUGCCAUUCCCGAAGUCUUCCACCCGCUUAUGCUGGAGCCCGAUAGCGAGAUCAUUGAUUUUUAUCCCGAAGAUUUUGUAGUUGACCUUAACGGGAAGAAAUUCGCAUGGCAAGGUGUGGCCCUGCUGCCAUUCAUUGACAUGCCAAGACUACUUGGGGCUGUUCAUAAGAAGUACCCGCUACUCAGCGCCGAUGAUACAAGGCGCAACGACAUCGGCACAGACAACUUGUUGUUUUCGGACAGUCACGAGGGCAUUUACGACGAGGUGUUGACUAAUUUCUACUCCAAGAAGCAAGGGGCACCGCAGUUUAAGCUGAACUCAAAAACCAGCGGGGGCCUUACUGGCAAAGUCAUCAAGCAAGAGGACUAUGUGCCCCAUGGGAUGCUACAAUAUCCUUUGGAUCGAAAGGCCCUUCCGGAUCUUGACUAUGAUCGUUCUAUAAGUGUCAUUUUUGAGAUGCCAGUCACCACACAUACGCAUAAAUCUAUGCUCUUGCGUGGAGCAAAGCUCGAAGAGGUGGACGAAGCUACGGGGGCGCUCCCCUGGGUCGACACGACCAAGGUAAUGGUCGAAGAGAGCCGAUUCAUUACGGAUCAGAACCCCGGUACAACAAUGGACCACGCGGAGGACACCGGGGCGGUGGGCGAGGCGGAUACCAUGGUGGCAAUGGCUCCUACUCGCAAUACGAUGCUCCGGGUCGAUCCUAUCCAUCUCAUCCUCCAGCAUGGCAGCCACCACCACCUGGGGCACCGGGGUUCGGCAUGGGAGUUCCACCUCCCCCUCCUGGAGUGCACUUCCAGAACGGCCAUCGCCAAAACCAUGGACACUCUGGAUCAUAUUCAGGGCAUCGAGGGUCGAAUGAUCGUCGUGAUUAUCCGCCGCCUCCACCACAGCAUUGGCAGAACGGACAAAAUCGAGACUGGCGUGGCCAGCGGUAAAAUGGAACAUUUAGCUGUAGAGCCAUAUUCCUGCUGGGACACCAAUUUAGUUGCUCCUUAUCAGCUUGUGGGAUCUGGACCUGGAGUCUCAGCAGCCGAUCAUACUGUGUCCACCUUCAAUGCUUCAGCAAUGGAUGCCGAUGCGAGCCUUGUCGGCUCCCUCGUCGACAGGCUGGCGACCAAGUUACCUCAUCGCACGGGAACUACUACUCAAGCCUUUCCUGACGACGGCAUUCUCCCAAUAACCCGAGCUACCCUCAUUGAGUUGAGCAAGACCACGAUUGAAACCGUUCUCGAUCACCUCCUAGGCCUUCUUGAAACCCUCGCGCGCCCGUACGAAGCCGUAUCCAAACAUCCAGACCACGUACUGCUCUCCGAACUUUAUAUCUUGGCUCUCGCUGCCGAUUGCUGUUCGGCAAAGUGGGGUUCUAUUCGUCGCAGACACAGGGGCAAAGUCAAGAACUCGAGCGAAGAGGGCAUUGGUGGAGGUUUGGAUAAUGACUAUGACGACGAUGACGAUGACGACGACGAUGACGACGAAACUGAUGAACAAGAAGACGCAGCGAGCUCGGGCGUGGGAAUUCCAUACAAUGGGGCAUCAGGCCGCAUACCUCUACCGCUCCCAGCUGCUCUAGUCAACCGCAUAUUAGACGCUCUCAAGAUUCUACUUGAACCCUUUCCUGAGGAGUAUAUUUUGACUCCUCUUACCCUAGUUGGCCUGCAUCACAGACGAAAAACUGCCGUCUCCCAGCUGCGAAGCUCGGAAACAGUUGCAAACGUUCUCAGCGCUUACCAGGCUGACCUGAAUUCCAACAUCCAAGUUUUGGUAGAAUAUGCUACUGCUUCUAGCUGGCAGUCCGCUUUCGACUACUUCCGAAAUGCCAUCUACAGUAUUAGGUCUACUAUUGUUAGUGGCGGACCUGAUAUCCCGAAGCCCUCCUUGGAUGCAGAGCGAGAUGCUUUGGUAGUGGUUCGUCUUCUGUCCUUCUCUUGGGUCGACAGCACAAGAUUACGACUCUUGCUGCAAGAAAUUUGCUCCAAUUUUUUACAUUUCCGGAAGCCAUUCCAAAAUACAGCUUGCAUUGUGGUUCCUCUGCUCAUCACCAAAUGGAUUGACCGCUUUCCGCAUCAGAUGGUACAUCUUCAUCUGCAACGAAAGAGGCUGGAUGGCUCUGCGGAUACAUUGUUCGAUAUGGCUCAAAGAGUAUCCGACAACGCCAAGCGUAGAGCAGUAACAUGGCCUCUCCAGUGUAGUCUUCUAUUUUUACUUCCGGAUGUUUUUGACAUUGCCAGCAAUCUGAAGGAAGUCAAAAGCGGUGGUGUUGUUAAGAAAGUGACAUUCCUAGAGGGCCUGAAGAAGUCUCUCAAGAAUGGGCAUGAGAUUGCCGCCCAUUGCCUGGUUUCGAUCCUUCGUGUAGCUCGUCACUUUGAUGCUGAGAGUGACUCUGCUCUGGUGAGCUACGCGAUGGAUGUUCAAGAUGAAGUGCGCGAGGCAGUCUUCCGCAGUAACAGUUCUUCCAUAUCGCCAUCCAUGGGGGAGGUGUCUGAGAACGGGUUGUCCGACCAAGACACCAUCACUGUCGCUUUUGUGAGCUUGGCACACUUAAACCUUGGAGGAUCGUUGGGCAGUCUUGUUGAAACCUGCAUUUCUCCAUCUGCUCCAAGCAACUUCAAGAUCGCCGCUGUUCAGAGUUGCCAUUAUUUCGCACAGCAACCACAGGGGUAUCAGUACCAGGAGUUAUUCCGGCUAGUUGUCCCGUUCAUGAAGUCACAACUGGAGGCUGAUAGCAUGCAAGCAUUGACUCUCAACUCAUCCUCUGAUUCUAGUAGCACGGAUAUGAUUUGCAGCAUCUUGGAGUUUCUUAAUGCAUCACCUGACUACCUAUUGAAUGAUCUAACAAACUCAGGCAGUCAUACCGGUUUCUUCAAACCAUUCUUGCUUUGUGUGCUGUCUCCUAAUGCUUCUGUGCGACAUCUUGCCAUGACAGUCGCCGACAGCCUCUUCAACAAGAAUCAAGAACCCUUUAGAUCAUACUACAAGGAACAUAAACUAGACUCCAACGAGCUUUGCAAGGAUAUAUGGAGCCGAAGUUCUAAGGUGCUUCUCAACUUGUGCGAACGCCUUGGUUCGCAAACCAACGAGUCCGAUCUGGAUACACUUCACGGCUGCUUGAGCGCUCGCCUUCUCUUGCUAAGAAACCUUCCGGAUUUGUCCGACGUUCCACACAACAUAUCCGAGGUAGUUUCUGCCUCUUCAAAACUCGAAACAACCUUGCUCGUGUCGCUUUGUUCUUCCAAUUCCGAAACUUGUCAACGAGUGGCUUCCUGCAUAGGGACAUUCCUAGAGGAGUGUUCUAUCGUCGAUAAGCAGGUCGAGUCUGCCAAGGCAUCUGCGUCGCUCCUUCGUAAUGGCGACGUCUUUCGGGAAAUCGCCUCCCCUGAUUUUAGGUUUACGGGUCUCGUGGCUUUCCAGAAGCGUAUCCGUGGCUUAUUACGGCGGAUACAGUUUCCCACAACGGGGAUUAUCAAUGCAUGGGAGACUGCCUUUGACCGGUGGAUUCAUCUGGCCAAAGAAGUAUCCACUACUGCUUUUGAUGCAGUUGAUGACCAGGCCUGGAAUGACUGGCGCAAUUAUUCCGGGUUUCUGGCCUCUCUCGGCGGCAUCUGCAUUGCAGAUCAGGCUAUGAUUCAAGAAGAACCGGCCUUGGGGGGCUUGAGGUGGAUCGAUCGGCUUUCUUCAGAAAGCUACGAGGAAACCUUUUUGACACGAUACCUACGAUUAAGCAUCCAGCUCCUCGCAUGCUCCAAUGUCAGGGUUCGUGAAGCAAUGCGCGAGGUUCUGUCAACCGAGGUAUCGCCGGCACUCUAUCAGUCAUUGUUUAGAGCGCUGGAGUCGGAGCUUGAGGUUCUGUUUACUGGGGCUCUUGCCGCGGCCGAUAAGGGUCAGGACAGUGAAAUCAUUUUCGCUGAACAGAGCGCCUCGCUUCUCCGAGCUCUGGUGGAGAGACUUGAGAGCCCUUCCGAUCUCGGUGCCGCGUCAUCGAUACAUCUUGGCAGCCUGACACUCAACUUCGCAAAGUUCCUAGAUGGUGUUUCUGAUACUCCAGAUACGCUCCGGGUGAAAAUUCGAGUGUGUCAUUUAAGUGAGGCUGUCACAAAGAGGAAAGAACAUUUGAUUAUCCGAGACGAUGUCCGCAUCAGAAAUCAGCUCCUAGAAUACCUCUUCGGCUGGGUAGCUCGUCCGCGAUCUCCAUAUAUGGAACAGAGUUUCAAUAAUGCUCGUCCGGAUGAUGUGUCACGCCUUCAGAGGGAUCUUGAUCGGGCAUGUCUGAAAUCAUUGGCUGAUCUUACCUACCGGUUACCUCUCCAGGCUUCAGAUAAUCAGACGGAUGCUGGAAUGAGUGAGAUGAAGUCUCGCAUGUUCCAUACUUACUUUAACCAAUUCCUAUCGCUCUUGAAUUAUGAUUCCGCCGAAGCGAAUCGAGCGGAGAUGUCUGCAAUAGGUCGAGAGGAAGGUAUUCCCAGUUCCGAUCUGGCAAUCUCAAUUCUUUCAAAUUUGCUUAGUGCGAAUAUUGAUGUUGGGUUGAAGCACUCGCUUAGUAUCGGCUAUCACGGGAAGCUUGAGAUCCGAACAGCCUUUGUGCGUGUCCUUUACAAUAUUCUAGUUCAAGGAACUGAGUUCAAUAAUUUGACCGAUUCCGCUGUAAGCGAGAAAUAUGAAGAGCUUCUGGAGUUAUUGACAAAAGAUUUGUCUCUUGCCAUGGCAAUGAGUUCUAUUUGCCCUAGUAAUGAGGUGGAUGAACUCGCAGUUUGCCUAUUGACCAUUUUCGAACAGAGGGGACUUACCUUCGAGCUCUUUGAUGCGCUGAUCAAGUUGGAAGUUGAAGAAACUGAAAAUGAGUCGGAGCUACUGCGGCGUACUUCGGUAGCAACCAAAAUGCUCUCUAUUUAUGCCAAGUGGAAGGGGUCUAAAUAUCUCAAAGACACUUUGCAAAAAGUUAUCGAGAGACUUAUGUCAACAUCAGAGGAUCUUGAUCUUGAACUUGAUCCAGCCCGGCUUAGUUCCGCGGAAGAGGCGCAGAAAAAUGCAAAGCAGCUUAGAAUCGUGGCCAAGGUCUUUAUUGAGCACAUCCGCGCAUCAUCAACCAAGAUUCCACCACCCUUUCGCAAAAUAUGCCACUUGAUUGUGAGUGCUGUCGAACCUCGAUUCCCCGAGGCCAAGUACACAGCAGUUGGCGCGUUCAUAUUUCUUCGCUUUUUCUGUCCCGCGAUCGUUGCUCCUGAUGUGGAGGGGCUGGUUUCGACGGCGCCCUCCCGAGAGAUGCGUCGAGGGCUCCUUCUCGUCGCGAAGGUAAUUCAAAACCUUGCCAACAACGUGCUUUUCGGGGUGAAGGAGCCCUAUAUGUUCUCGCUGAAUGAGUUCCUCGUACACAAUGUCUUCGAUAUCACAAGGUUCUUGCACGAAAUAUCAGUUCCCCCAGAUCGCAUUGAUCACCGACCGGCAGCAGAUUUGUUUGACUUCGGCUCGUGUGUGGCACUGCAUCGCUUUCUUUACGAUCAUUGGGAUCAUGUUCGCCAAACCCUUGUAUCUAGGGAAAGACGAGAGUAUGUGCGGUCUCCCGGAGAGCUCUCUCGUGGACGGUCCCCCAUCCUAGAACCAUUUCGCAACCUCAUCUCUAACCUUGGGCCGCCCCCGCUUGCCAUAUCGUGGAAUCGCCCAGGGAUUUCAUCUAAUAACCCACCGCUAUAUUCUCGUUUCCAAAACUUCAUGCUACGGAAUGCCUUCAAGGGGUCCGAAUCAUUCCUUACCGCCCGUGCAGUGUAUGAUGGAGGCGAGAGCAAGGACGGCCUUUCCAUUAUUUGUGUUAUCCUUCGAAAUAUUGAAUCAGAAGGAAUUGAUUAUGAUACCCUAUUGUUCUGUUACUUCAAGCUUGCGAGUAGGCUCUGGCAUGAGCCAUUUGGACUUUUCAUCGACGCCACCUGUUUUAAUGGCCGAAACGAGCCACAAGACGACAUAUUCCGUAUGCUUGAGUUACUGACACCCACGGAACUGUCACGAAGUCUUUCACGUGUGUACAUUUACAAUAUGAACAGCGCCUUCAAGCGAUGCUUUCGGCGACUUCUACGUGUCAGCACGCGAGGUGAAGGAAGCGUUUUCCACCCAAAAAAUGUCGAGUAUCACCUCAUAGGUAGUCUCCAAGAGCUUCAGGCGCAUUUCCAGCUUAACCAGCUUCAACUACCCAAGGAGACCAUCAGUGUCGUGACAGAUACCCGGUACAUGUAUCAGCCAGUUACACGAUUAUCCAGAUCAAAAGGCAACAUAGAAGUUGCUAUUAAAGUCGGAAGCCAGUUCGUGCAGAUCACAACAGCAAAAAAGCAAGAGGUCUUCGCAGGUUUCCGCCUAAGCACUAUAGUAAACGAUAUUUUCCGUCUCGGGGACAUCGACGAAACUGCUGCGUCAAUCCAAUCUGAGGAUGAUUCAACGUUUGGCCUGCGGGCUGACAAUGGGAAGAUUGUCAUGUGUUUUACUAGUCCGAAGAAGGCGGACAUUGUGAUGAGCAUUCGGAACGCGAAGACGAAAUACGGCAAAGACAGCAGGUCCCACAAACCUCCGGAAAGGCUGAUUCGACCACAAGAUGUUCCGGGAACUCUGCUAAAUCUCGCGUUUACCAACCUCUCGAGUCCUGACCAGACACUCAGGCUGUCAUCUUAUAACCUGCUCGGCGCUCUUUGCAAGGCUUUCAAGUUCAGCUCUGCCUCCAGAUUGGUCUGCACCCGAGAUGUCUCAAUCCCUCCCGAUUCAGUUCAGUUCAUCGUCGAGAUCAGUAAGCAGCUUGCUCAAACAGAGCCGCAACUGACGUCGGACUUUCUCACCGAAUUCUUCGUUGGAUGGGAGAAUGUUCCUGAACACCAAAAAGCACAAAGCUUGGCCUAUAUGGCGCCAUGGUUGCCCGGACUUCGAACAAGCGUAUUGGUCACCGAAACUGAUCCCGAUAAAGGUCGGGAAAGGGUUGCGAUACUCUUCCGGAAACUCAUCGAUGUGGCCAUUCUCGAUCAUACACUUGUCUAUACUUUGGAACAGGUCGUGUGGCCAGAGGUCGCCGAUGACGAAGUGCUGUUGGACAUCUUUUUAGAUGAGCUUAUGAAAACGGCAAUGGGUUAUGGAGUUCAUGAAGAAACGCUUGACAUUAUAUCAUCCAUUGUAGUUGGGAUUGGAAGUGUAACGCUUCGUGGAAAGGUAAUGGCCAGACUUCGCAAGGCUCUCAACCGCUCAUCAUACAGACCAACAAAAUAUCUUCCAGAUAAUGCAGCCUGGGCAGAGAUCUGUAUGCUUCUCCAGUUUUGCCUUGCUCUGUCAUUCAACCAUGGAGUGCAGACACAGCUAUUCUUGCCCGAGGUGUUUCACAUUGUAACCAUGCUAUCAAAUACUGGCAAUCACGCUGUAAGGAUGCUGGUAUACAAGCUGCUCAUCAACUCGGUGCACGCGGCCUGCACCUGCUUCGUUCUGGAUGAUGCCAAGGCAAGCAGGCUGAGAGCAACUCUUGAAACUCUCUGUGAGCCCCGAGGAGACAUUUUCCCAACACAUCCGACUUUGACUCGCGAAGGGGCCUCUAUCUCCACUAUCCAAGACUCGGGGGCCACUCUCGCAGCAACAGAGCAUCUGGCUGCCAUCUUGUUCGAUGUUUGUUCAACCGCCGCUCCCUCAGUUGAUAUUUGCAAUGCAUGGCGGUCACGUUGGAUGAGCCUGGUUGCCAGUACCGCAUUUCAGAACAACCCAGCAAUUCAGCCUCGAGCAUUUACCGUUAUGGGAUACUUGGCACGAGAAGAAGUAGAUGACGAUCUGUUAUACCAGGUUCUUGUGGCAUUGCGCAACAGUGUUAAUCGCUUUGAUGAGGAAAGCAACAGUGAAAUGCUGGUGUCCAUCACCACAUCUCUCUCCAAGAUGAUGGCCAAGCUGCCGUCUGCCUCGCGGUAUGGCCUGCAGCUCUUUUGGCUUGCCAUUUCACUCGUUCGAUUGGUCCCCACGACGUUAUUUAAUUGCGCUGCCCAAUUUCUUGAAGCAGUGUUGACGAACAUCGGCUCUGCUGGUGAUGUCCGGGGUCAGGAAAUGGUUGAGCUAUUACUCCAAGGCAGAACGCAACUUGAAGAAGCAGCACUUCUUCUGGACGAAACAUAUGGCAUUUACUUUAACCAGGAGAACUUUCAUUUCGCGGUGUGUGCCUGUGUGGCCCGUGGCCUCACUGACACCAUCACAAGGCCUUCAGCACUUCGUGUGCUUUCCUCCUUCUUAGCAAUGACGACCUGGGUACCGGGCCCUGGAGCGAAUAAUAGUGAUGCUAUCGCUUCAUCUCCAUAUCUCGCACUGAUUCGCGCGAGGGCAGUCAGCCCCGAAGAGCUCAAGGAUAGCCUGUGGCUCGCGGGUAUCAGCCCUGAGGAAGCUGAUGUUGCGCUAGGGACUACCCAAGACAACCGAAACGUGGAUAAUUUCGAGGACGACGAGCUUUUGCUGAUUACAGCCAUGGAAAUGGUCGAUUUCCAGUUUUUGGAGGAUACAGUUCAGGCGCGCAGUCUCCAGUGGUUAAACGAAUUGGCACAGGCGCGCCCACAAGUCAUGCUUCAUUUGUGUAGCACGAUGCGCUCAAUCCUCGACGACGUGCUGCUACAUGGGCAGAACGCCACUACACUGGAUGCUGCGCAUACUCUACUCCGCACAUUGUCAUCUGAUAGGAGAUAUGUGCGGCAAUUAGACUUAAAUACCAACGUCGCAGAUGUCCUUGAAGGCAAAGGGUUUGGAGGGCUCUGGCAGUCGUGCUCAAUGGGUUCAAUGGAGGACUACCAGCGCGACUGCUUCGAGCUGACGGAGAAGCUGAUUGAGCUCAUUAUAAUUUAA
This is a messenger RNA of Clonostachys byssicola, 10794 nucleotides long. NCBI's taxonomy places the organism in Eukaryota, Fungi, Ascomycota, Sordariomycetes, Hypocreales, Bionectriaceae. The record is from the annotation of a GenBank genome assembly.